GGCGCUGUGACGAUGACCGGGAUGGCUGAGGCGAGAUCCAACACCCCCAAGUACACCUGUGCCUGCGGCUUCUCUCAAGAGGAACGCAAGAGCAAGUUCUUAGGAAAGUGCCGCCACUGUCACACACGGGCCAAGUACCUGAGGGGUCAGAGCAGCUUUGACUCGGGCUCAGCUGCACGCGGGAGGCCAGCCAUUAGCAGCAGCAGCACCGGCAGCUCCCCCAACAACAGCAGCAGUAGCAGCAGCAGCAGCAGCACGGCCAGCGCCAACAACAGCGACGGUGACGGGGGCAACAGCACCAGCAGCAGCAGAAGCAGCAGCAGCAACGGAGGUGGUGGUGGCGGCGGCGGCGGCGAAGAUGGCGGUGGCGGGAGUGCCGGGGCCGCCAGCGGCACAGCGGCGUCGCCAGCUGCCAGCAGCAACAGGCUGGUGCGACAGGCGUCGGUGGCGGAGACCAGGAGGAGGUCACGCAGCAUGGACAGAUACGACGCCUUCAGGGUGACAGAGCCUCCGCCGUACUCCUGGGUAGCGCCCGAGGCUCCUGCUGCUGGUGGUGCUGGUGGAGGAGGGCGGGAAGGGGGACGAGACCCGACCAGAGGGCGCGCCGGCACCGUCAGGAGGGCGGAGAGCGAGGACUCAGCCAGGGGCUCCAGGGCGUCUCAGCUCCAGACGCCACCGCCACCUUACGAAGUCGCCCAGAGUCAGUCGUACUACCAGUUCCCGCCAAGCUACGAGGAGGCGUUGGCCAAUUCGAUGUCUGCAGUACGACUAGCCGGAGGUGGAGCCGCCCCUGCAGCAGCGCAACCGCCCACCAGAGACCCCACGCCCACGCCCACCUCCACCAUACGCUCCUUCCUCACCUCUAGCGUCUCCUCUCAAGUGGCGCUGUUACCGGUGGGACUGCUGGCAAGUCGCAGCUCCCGCGUGCUGGAGGAACAGGCGGCGGUGCUGGAGGCGCAGAGGGAGGCGCAGGUGGAGGCGCAGCGGCAGGCGCAGAGAGAAGCGCAGAGAGAAGCGCAGCUGGAGCGUGAGCGGGACAUGGAACGGCAGCGUCUAAGAGAACUCCAGUUGGCGCAGUACUGCGGCUGUGCAAAGUGUCAGAGCUUGUACUACAGCUACUACUACGACGACGCCAUGAACGACGGGGGAGCUUUCCCGAUGGAGACCCAGGUGCUGAUGCAGGAGGUCCUCACCGAUGGCCUUGCCUUCUGCUCCAUCAUGUAGCUCCGCUCGUCUCCAACGGCGUCCAAGCUCUCCCACAAAGACGCUCCAACUCCACAAGGAUGUCUUGGAUCAACACAAACUGUUUCACGAACGCAUCCAAACUUUGUCGAGAUGAUUUGGUUCUCCACGAAACGCGUUAUAAAUGUAUUUUUAGAUCCCACAUAAUUGCUGUCAAAGGUUUAUGAAACUACGUAGUUUUCUAAGGGCGUUCUAGCUCUUUACUGUGGCUCAUCUCCCCCAUCGAUGUCUUCAAUGAACCCCCAGCUCCCAAAGGAAGUCUUGAAGGCAGCUCAACUCCCAAUUAAUGUCUUUAAAACCACCUUAUCAAAAUCCUCAAUGUCGUUCCACUUGUUCAAGGUGUUGAAAGCCUUUAAGAACAUCCUUAUGAUGUGCUUAAAGGCUCCUGUCUUCUAAGGCAUACGAGCUCUCCAGAAGCGUUUUAGUAUCCAAGCACUCGGAGGCGUCUUAGGUUCCCCAACCUGCCCCAAUAACCAUGAAAUUAGAGCUAUUGGGAUAAUGAUAUCUAGAGUGAAUUAGACAAUUAAAGCCGCGACAAUAUAGACCUUGACUUUCAUACUUGUAAUCAGUGAUAAAAAUAUUAUGAACAAUUUACAAUAUUGACAAUGAAAAUUCAUAUAUUUCAAAUAAAAUGAAAUAUUCGCGAUUACUAUUGAUAAAAGUUAUACUAUAUUUCGUAUAAUUAAAAUACCUUAAAAUGUUUGAGCACUGGAAUGUCGUGAAGCGAGAUGCAAGUGACAACAUUCAGUCCCACAAAACACUGGUUAUGCACUAAUGUGAAUGAAGACAUUAAUCAAACAAACACUAGGGGGAAUUAUUUGUAUACCUUUAGUAGAAAAGUGAAAUGAAACGGAAUAUAAAAUCCAUCUCUAGCAUAACCCAAAACUCUAAGAAUUCAUUACGAAAGCAGAAAGCUUCGCCAAGCUGCAGUAGUGGUAGUGAGGAGCAGGCAAACGCUUGAAGCAGUCAGUGUGAUCAGUAGUAUUAAGCUGGCAUUGUGUGUGUGUAAAAGGUCAGCUUAGGUCUAGCUAGCACUGCCACAGGCUAAGUAAUGCUAGAACUAAUCUUAAAAAUGCAUUUUUUAUACCAGCAUCAAGGUUUAUGUUGGUGAAAGGUAUCACUGCCCCUAACUCCAUACCACACAAGUCUCCAGUAGAGACUGUGGUGGUUGCCUCACCUUACACACACCCACUUUAAUAAUGGUGAACCACAAACCUGGGGCCAGAUUCACGAAGCAGUUACACAAGCACUUACGAACCUGAACAUCUUUUCUCACUCUUU
Procambarus clarkii (red swamp crayfish) is the source of this 2523-nucleotide messenger RNA. RefSeq names its product hormone receptor 4. NCBI's taxonomy places the organism in Eukaryota, Metazoa, Arthropoda, Malacostraca, Decapoda, Cambaridae. The record is from RefSeq and is a predicted model, not a curated record.